Molecule: messenger RNA, 1605 nt
Organism: Phragmites australis (common reed)
Lineage: Eukaryota; Viridiplantae; Streptophyta; Magnoliopsida; Poales; Poaceae
Product: putative disease resistance protein At4g19050
Exons: 2
Coding region: 164-1000 (278 amino acids)
Source: RefSeq, a predicted model, not a curated record
CCGGGAUAUAUAUCUUGAUAUCCACAUCACCACUUCAACUGUUUAUGGUGCGGUUGUUCAACCUAAGGCAACCAUUAAGGAGAAGAUUAUACCCAGUGAUCAACAACACCAUGUUCUAUCAGGCCGGUACGGUGAUGUCUUUACCAAGAUUGGUGAUGCUCCGAUGCAAGCCUUCCCGCAACCUCCGACUCAACAUUCGGAUCGCCAUAUCGAGAUUGGUGAUGGGGGCCUCAGCCUCGAGAGUGAGCUAGAAGCAGCAAUUUCUUCUUCAAGUAAAAGAAAUUUAGCUGAUAUGAUGACAGAGUUUGCCGAAUCUCUGCAUGUGCAUGACAUCUCAACCAGCGUUAGCAUGCCAGCAGGACCAUCCGUCAGGUGGUGCCGCGUGGAGAGGUGCCCCAACUUGGACACCGUCUUCGCUACGAACAACUGGUUCAAUCAACUGGAGACCAUCUGGGCAUCGGAUCUCCUGAUGGCCCGCUGCAUUUUAGACAAAUAUUCCCGUGUGCCUUUUGAAUCCAACAAUCUGCAGCACUUGCAUCUGCGCUCCUGCCCAAGGCUCCAGUUUGUGCUGCCGGUGUCUGAUAUCUACGCCUUCCCCAACCUGAAGACCCUCCACAUCAUCCACUGCGGCGACCUCAGGCACGUCUUCGUGCUUGACGAAAUGCCCCCGGAGGAGAGAGAGAUAGCUCCGUUCCGGAAGCUGGCCACCAUCCACCUGCACGACCUGCCGAAUCUGCGGCAGAUAUGCGAGGUCAAGAUGCUCGCACCCGCUCUGGAGACCAUCAGGAUCAGGGGAUGCUUUGGCUUGCGCCGGCUGCCGGCCGUGGCGGCCCGCGAGCCAGGCGCGAAGAGGCCGACCGUGGAGAUGGAGAAGGACGUGUGGGACGCGCUGGAGUGGGACGGGCUGGCCGCCGACCACCACCCUGACCGCUUCGAGGCGCCCGUGCACUACUCGCGCUACUACAAGAGGCGCCUCCUCAGGGGCACCGUCCUCAGGUGAAUCCUGAACCCUGCAUCUACUGCUGCUACGAGAGAUCGAUCAGUGGCAUGUUCUACGUCUGCUAUGGAUGCUGCUACUGAUGCCGUGUUUGGUUCAUGUCGUGUGGGCUUUGGCUUUGCCACUGACGCUUCUGGGUUGCUGUGACGCUACAGCUGCUGCUGCCUUUCGUUGAGAAUUUUUUGCAAGGUGCGAGCCUCAGGUUGGCUCCUCCAUGCCUGUGUUGAUGGCCGGGUUGGCCUGCGUUUGCUGUGUGCUUUGGAAUAAAAAGGCGGCCUUGGUUUGUGCUGAGGCCUGGCCGAUGUGUGUGCUCGAGUGUGUGGCUUGCGGUUCAAUCUGAAACAGAGAAGCAGCAGCCGGGUGUGUCUGCCUGCUGGCUGCUUGUGUGUGCUUGGUUUUGUAUGGCUUGUGAGUGUGCUCUGCUAUGCCGUUUGAGACGGGAGUAGCUAAUAAGCUGCAGCUGCGUGUGAUUCAUGCUGCUAUGUACUAUCUCAUGAACCAACAAACAGCUGGUUGUGUGCCUGAUGUUGGCUGUUGUGAUUUGUGAACCAUUAAGCUUGUGGUGUGUGAUUUAUACUUGCAAGCAUCAACCGGGAGAUAUUUCUAUC